AUGGUAUCGUCAGCCUCACUUAAGACAUUCCUACUACACUGCGGUGCCUUCAUCGGGGAACGACUCGAAACAGCUCCCUUCCAGACCUUCCUCAUCCUGGCCUCUAUCUGGAUGCUCUCUAUCCCAGCUAUGGUGUUUCUGACGACCCGCUAUUUGCCCUUGUUUAAUUCCCAAAUUGCCAAACCUCAACUGCGAUGCCGCUCGUGCGGUAGCACCGAUUUUACUAAGAUCCCUACGGGGACUCCAAUUCCAACUCCGAAUGGGAAGAAGGAUUGA
Molecule: messenger RNA, 276 nt
Organism: Penicillium vulpinum
Lineage: Eukaryota; Fungi; Ascomycota; Eurotiomycetes; Eurotiales; Aspergillaceae
Exons: 1
Coding region: 1-276 (91 amino acids)
Source: RefSeq, a predicted model, not a curated record